Canis lupus familiaris (dog) is the source of this 2199-nucleotide messenger RNA. RefSeq names its product EF-hand calcium binding domain 3 (gene EFCAB3). The coding region runs from base 390 to 2051 and encodes 553 amino acids. Lineage: Eukaryota; Metazoa; Chordata; Mammalia; Carnivora; Canidae. Gene Ontology annotation, molecular function: calcium ion binding. The transcript is spliced from 19 exons. The record is from RefSeq and is a predicted model, not a curated record.
AGAACAGCUGAAACGCUACAGUGAGAAGAGUUCGCGCUUCUAUCAAGCUAGGAAAUGUUCUACAAAAUACUGGGUUCAGACUUAAGAAAACGAAAUCCAGGACCUGCAGAGUCACCUACUCCCAGUUAUUGAAAACGAAAAGGUUGAUUUGGAUGUGUUGAUGGAAGCAGCUAGUGCUUUUACAGGAGAAAAGGUUGAAGCCAGUGACUUAAAAAAUGUGCUGGGAAACAUGGGAAUUGAGAUUACUGAAGAAGAACAGUUGAUGCUGUCAAAAACUCUGCCAAUCUCUAGAGAUGGAAAGGUAUAUAAGAAGAGAUUACUGAAUACUGUGAAGCCUCUCAAAAGGAAAACAUGUCAGUGUCAAGAAUCUGAAUGCUAUUGUAAAGAACAUGGGGAUUCAGCUUGAGAAAGAGGACUACCAGGAUUUACUGACCCAGCUGCCCAUUGAUGCCAAUGGAAAAGUAUAUAAAAAUAGAUUGCUAAAAGGUAUGAAGGCCAUCAAUGGUGAUAGAACAAUUGGACUGAAUCACUUGAUGGAUGCUAUCAGUUACAUCAAGGGAGAGGUGAUUGAUAUCCAUGACUUAGAAAACUUUCUAGCAAGUGAAGGAAUCAAGCUCACAGAAGAAGACAUGAAGGAGCUGAUGCCUCAUUUGACAGUUAAUGCAAAAGGGAUGGUGCCACCACAUAAGUUGGUGAAAACUGGACAUGAUACUGAAGACAGAGUUACUGGCCCCAUGGCAGUUUCUGACAUUAAAUCAAAACUUAAGCUGAAUCCUCUAACAAAAAUACCCAGCUUCCAUGGCAAGAGGUAUAAAGAUUUACCAGAAUCUCUCCCCUGCCAAUUACAACACAAAGAAAAGAGGCUGAAUACUUCACAAAUUCAAGCCUUCCAAGAUGCCUACAACUUCUUUAACAAGGAUAAAACUGGCUGUAUUGAUUUACAUGGAAUGAUGUGCACUUUAGCUAAGUUGGGAAUGAAUCUAACCAAGCGUGAUGUCUAUAAUGAAUUAAGGUGUGCUGAUAUUGAUCGAGAUGGGAAGGUGAAUUUCUCAGACUUUAUAAAGGUGCUAACAGAUAAGAAACUCUUCCUUAAAGCUGUGGUUCCAGAAAAGGAGAAAUGUUUAGAUUUAGCUGGCAACCCAGGGAUCCUGUUGUUUGAAAUACUAUCAAAGCUUGUAGAGACUUCAGCUUUACCAAGAAAGGCUAUAAUGGAAAUAGUAAGCUAUUUCCAAAGAAAAUUCCAGGAAACCACAUCAGGAAUGUCGUGGAGCCCCUACACUACGGGUUAUGGAAAAAGGAGAUUUAAACUAGAUAUAUGCACACCUCCAAGUUCAAGCACAGCUGCCUUUGCAAAUGCUGCCCGGAUUGCAAUAAUGAGAGAAAAGGAUUUACUUAAAUUUCUUGAAGAGCUCAAGAGGUGCAAUCCUCCUUCAGGUAGCCCAUAUUCAAAAAUACCCGUCUUUCCAUUGUUUCCUAAUGUGGACGGGGUGGUGAUGGGAAAGCCAUUCAAAGACAUACAGAAAUUAGAAAUGCUAAGGAAAAGAGAGCCGCUGAACUUCUUUGAGAACUAUUUUUUCCAUAAAAGGGAUUGGAAAACACAGGCAGAAAAUAUAAAGCCUAUCGACCCAGUCUCAGGCUAUCCAAGUGACAUCCUGGCUAUUGACCAAAUAUUCAAGAAGAAGCAGAAUUGGACAGUGAUGGAUGCAACUGCUAUUAAACAGCAUGUGAAGAGGGCUACAGAUACCUAUAACUUGGGAAUUGCCCUUGAACACCGGAAAAACAUGCUAAACCUCUGGCGGAAGAUCCGAGGGGAUCUGAUUGGAAUAGACACUAAAAAUGAGUCCUUUUAUGACACCUUUUCUACCUAUACAUGGUCCUGGAAUGUUUGCCAAGAAUUACUUUCACCGAAGGACUUAAAGUUAUAUGAUGCAUACAUGAAUAGGAAUACCUACCACAACUUUGUAUUCUCUUCAUCCUCGGAUAUCAGUGAAUGUGAUACAGAGACAGGAAGAAAAAGAAAACGGAAAGGUUUCAAAGGGUCUCAACAAUGAAAUUUCUACAUUUUCUAAACAGCUCACUGCAAACUACUUUUUCAUAGAUCUCAAAAUUAUGGUUUCUUGCUUUUGUCUAGUACAUUCUUAGCACCUGGAAAUGUUGACAUCUUUUGAAUUCUGACCAGUAAAAAAGUUUAAGUCAUAA